AUGGCAGCGCCGGAUUUCGCGGAUCUCGAGGCGGUGGACGGCGUGCGGCUGACGUGGAACGUGUGGCCCAACAGCAAGGUGGAGGCGACCAAGUGCGUGGUGCCGUUCGCCGCGCUUUACACGCCCGUGAAGCGACUGCCGGACAUGCCCGUGCUACCGUACGAGCCCAUCCGCUGCAAGACGUGCCUCGCCGUGCUCAACCCGUUCGCGCGAGUGGAUUUCAUUGGCAAGAUGUGGGUCUGCCCCUUCUGCUACCAGCGCAACCAAUUUCCGCCGCACUACGCGGCGAUAUCGGAGUCGAACCUGCCCGCGGAGCUGUUCCCGCAGUACACCACCAUCGAGUACUCGCUGCCGCUCUCCGCGCCCGCGUCGCCGCCCGUCUUCCUCUUCGUGCUCGACACGUGCCUCAUCGAGGAGGAGCUGGGGUACCUCAAAACCGCCGUCUCGCAGGCCAUAGGGCUUCUCCCAGAGAACGCGCUUGUAGGUUUGAUAACGUACGGGUCACUGGUGUACGUGCACGAGCUGGGCUUCAGCGACUGCCCCAAGAUGUUCGUCUUCAGAGGCGGCAAGGAGGCCUCGCAGCAGCAGGUCGUGGACCAGCUGGGGCUCGCAGGGCCGCCCAUGGGCGCUGCAGGGCCCGGGGGGAAGGGUGGAGUGGCGGGAGGGCCGGGGCAUGGGGCGGUGUCGCCGGGGAGCGUGGCUCGAUCCCCGCAUCCGCCCCGAUUCCCUAUGUCUCACAGUCAACCCCGCACUUACCCUUCUUUACCCUCCCCCAACUCCGCCCCUCUUCCUCUUCCCCAACCGCUUCCCACUUCCAUACCCCCAUCUGCGCCCCACUUCCUUCGAAUUCUGCUGCGCCCUCCUUCCCCCCCCCAGGUGUUGGACGAGUUGAGUCGGGAUGCGUUCCCAGUGGCGGCGGACAAGCGCCCAGCGCGGUGCACGGGCACGGCGCUGACAGUGGCCGUGGGGCUGCUGGGGGCGUGCGUGCCGGGCACGGGCGCGCGCAUACUCAGCUUCGUCGGCGGGCCCUGCACUGAAGGACCCGGCGUGAUAGUGAGUCGGGAGUUAUCGGAUCCCAUCCGGUCGCACAAGGAUCUGGACAAGGAUGCAGCGCCGCACUACAGCAAGGCCGUCAAGUUCUACGAGGGGCUCGCCAAGCAGCUCGUGGCGCAGGGCCACGUGCUCGACCUCUUCGCCUCCGCGCUCGACCAGGUGGGCAUAGCGGAGAUGAAGGUGGCGGUGGAGAGGACGGGCGGGCUGGUGGCGCUGUCGGAGAGCUACGGGCACGCGGUGUUCAAGGACUCGCUCAAGAGGGUCUUCCAGCAGGGGGACUCCAGUCUUGGCCUCUCCUUCAAUGGCAUGUUGGAGCUGCACUGUUCCAAGGACAUCAAGGUGCAAGGGGCCAUCGGCCCCUGUGCCUCGCUAGAAAAGAAAGGUCCAUCAACGAGUGGCACGCCCAUCUGCCAGGGUCACACGACGCAGUGGAAGCUGUGUGGGCUGGACGCCCUCACCACCGUCGCCCUGCUCUUUGACAUCGCCACCGCUCAACAGCCCUCCGGCGCCCCCUCCGCUGCCGCCACCGCUGCCUCCCAGCAGUUCCACCUGCAGUUCACCACCAGCUACCAGCACCCAUCAGGCGAGACACGGCUGCGCUGCACCACAAUCACCAGAAGUUGGGUCGACGUCUCCAUCUCCACCGCUGAGCUGGUGGCAGGGUACGACCAGGAGGCGGCAGCAGUGGUGGUGGCGCGGGUGAUGAGCCACAAGAUGGAGGUGGAGGAGGAGUUUGACGCCACGCGGUGGCUGGACCGCAUGCUCAUCCGCGUGUGCAACAAGUUUGGCGACUACCGCAAGGACGACCCCGCCUCCUUCUCGCUCUCGCCCAACUUCUCCAUCUUCCCCCAGUUCCUCUUCAACCUGCGCCGCUCCCAGUUCGUGCAGGUGUUUGGCAGCAGUCCCGACGAGACGGCCUACUUCAGAAUGGCGCUCAACCGGGAAAACGUCCUCAACUGCCUCGUCAUGAUCCAGCCCACACUCACGUCCUACUCGUUCAACGCGCCACCGGAGCCGGCGCUGCUAGACGUGGCAGCCAUCGCAGUGGACCGCAUCCUGCUGCUGGACGCCUUCUUCUCAGUGGUCAUCUUCCACGGCUCCACCAUCGCCCAGUGGCGCAACGCUGGCUACCACAACCAACCCGAGCACCAGGCAUUCGCGCAGCUACUGGCAGCCCCGCAGAGCGAUGCAGCGGGCAUCAUGGCAGAGCGCUUCCCCACGCCACGCCUCGUGGACUGCGACCAGAACGGCAGCCAGGCCCGGUUCCUGCUGGCGAAGCUUAACCCAUCAGCGACAUACAACAGUGCAUCAACGGUGCCAGGAGGAGAGGUCAUUCUCACGGAUGACGUGUCUCUCCAGGUGUUCAUGGAACACCUGCAACGCCUGGCCGUGCAAUCGUGA
Molecule: messenger RNA, 2454 nt
Organism: Closterium sp. Naga37s-1
Lineage: Eukaryota; Viridiplantae; Streptophyta; Zygnematophyceae; Desmidiales; Closteriaceae
Source: the annotation of a GenBank genome assembly